This is a messenger RNA of Ostertagia ostertagi, 371 nucleotides long. The record is from the annotation of a GenBank genome assembly. Lineage: Eukaryota; Metazoa; Nematoda; Chromadorea; Rhabditida; Trichostrongylidae.
AUGUUGGCGACGAAGUUUGACGAAGUUGAAACGGUGGAAACCGCGAAUGGUGAAGCAGCUGACUUGCAGAGCCGAAUAUUCAAUGGGUGGAUGUUUGAUCGUAAACGUCCAUUGAACAUACAACUUCCGCAAGACACAGUUACCGUCUUGAAAUAUCCGAGAAAUCUGCCAAUUCCACCCUGUCCCGAUGGGAUCGAUCCAUCUAGCUGGGCUAAAGCUUUCGAAGAGGCUUCGGUUUAUUUGAUCGGAACUGCCCAUUUCAGCAAAGAAUCUCAAGAAGAUGUCAUCAAGACUAUCGCAAUCACGCAGCCUGAUUUGGUCAUGGUAGAGCUGUGCCCGAGCAGGAUUUCGAUUCUGUCAAUGGAUGAACA